UGACAUUUUUUUCAGUUGCUUUCAACGCCCAUCACACAAAACCACAAACCAACCGUGUCAGUAGUUGUCGUCGCCUUGCUAGCUAGCUAGCUACCUUAGUAGUAGGGAUCCUUGCAACUUCCAAGUCCAUUACGAUGUCUUGCCUUCGUGUCGUUUCCUGGAGUAUCCAAUUUCUCUUGCUCCUGGUGUUGAUAUGUGCAAUCCUCGUAGGAAAGAUACAUGCGCUGGUAGACGCACCCAGGCUGCCUCUGGAUGCUGUGCACAGAAAACCCUUACUGGCAGUAUCAUCAUCAUCAUUGCGAGGUGGCCAUCAGGAGGAAUCCUUGUCGCUAGAAGUAGAAGAACCUCCUGUUCCGCCACCCGAGGGAUUUUACCUCGAGCACAAUAUAGUCCCCGAAGAAACUUGGAAGAGACUCGAGCACUGGCUGGAACACGACACUACCAUUCCGUGGGAAAUUGGGGCACAGAAUCGAAGCGUGGCUCAGUUUGGAUUUCGAUACAACUACGAUACAUCCGAGGUCGAGUUUGCCGGUGAUGAUGAUAUUGUCCCCGAGAUUCCCGUGAUACUGCGACAGCUGCUCUUGCAAGCUCCUGGGACAAGACGGAUUUUGGAACAAAUCAAGGGUGCAGCAAAGGCUACCACAGAAUUUACCCAAUGCAUCAUUAAUGUGUACCAUGAUCACGAUAUCAUUCCGUGGCAUUGGGAUCAUGUCGAUUUUGGGCCUACCAUCUUGGUCUUUACAUUUGGCGAGACACGUCCAUUGCAACUUAGAAAGCUGCUCCAAAAAACAUCCUCGCCUCUUCCACGGUCCCAAUGCCACCACAAUGAAGGAGACUACGAUGCCACAAAAGACUAUCAAUACUGCACUACCACUCCAGGGCAUAGCUCUUCCUAUGUCUUGUCAGGGCCUUGUCGGUAUCAAUGGGAGCAUUCUGUGCCACCAGGAGCCGGAUAUCGUGUCUCCUUCACGUUCCGGACACAUGUCAACAAUCAACAACGGCAUCAUUCCGAUGACUAAGCAAGAUGGAGCAGAAACACCAGCGACAAACAGCUGACCACCGCUUUAGAAGCUAUGAUCACCAGCUCCAGUCCAAAAGAGAAUUGGACGUUGUGCUGUACAUUUGGAGUCGGUG
Molecule: messenger RNA, 1134 nt
Organism: Seminavis robusta
Lineage: Eukaryota; Bacillariophyta; Bacillariophyceae; Naviculales; Naviculaceae
Source: the annotation of a GenBank genome assembly